Molecule: messenger RNA, 398 nt
Organism: Paramuricea clavata
Lineage: Eukaryota; Metazoa; Cnidaria; Anthozoa; Malacalcyonacea; Plexauridae
Source: the annotation of a GenBank genome assembly
GCUCGGGUCCAAAAGCAAAGUCGAAUAGCUUUUUCCCCAGCUUUGUUUGUGGUCAUCUUGCAAAGCAUGUUGAAGCUCGGCAUUUGGUUAAAUUAAAAGAGGAUCGUUCCAUUCUACGUUUUAAUGAUAUUGAUAAGAUUAGCUCUAUUUACUGUGACUAUAUCUAUAAAGAAAAAGGCAAAACAUUAAAGAGAGAUUUGAAGAGUAGGAGAGACAAUUUCUUAAAAAUAAUGGUGCAAUUAGAAAAUGAUGGGUUACUGGAGAACGUUGGUAGUGGGAAAGACUAUGGCAAAGAAUUUCUCAAGUAUGCGGUUAAAAAUAGUGAAAUGUGGCAUUCACUUACAAAGAAUUAUUCUGUUCCGAGAAAUCUUCGCAUGGUAAUACGGACAUUUUCUUGA